AUGGCUUCGGAACCUGUGGAAAAUGGUUUGGAGAACAAGCCACAACCACAAGUUGACGACAAUGAUUUAUCAAACUCAGAUAUAGUGACUAAGUAUCGCACUGCAUCGAACAUUGCAAACCUGGCACUAACAAAGGUUCUCAAAGAAGUUAAACCAGGCGUUUCUGUAAAACAUCUGUGCGAGCUUGGCGACAGUGUAAUUUUAGAAGAGUCUUCAAAGUUGUACAAUAAGAAGGAGAAUGGAAGGAAGGUCGAAAAGGGAAUCGCCUUUCCCACCUGUGUUUCUCUAAAUGAAAUAAUCGAUAAUUUCUCACCAACAGAAGAUACAGUGUUAGUUAAAGAAGGAGAUGUUGUAAAAGUGUCAUUGGGAUCCCAUAUAGACGGAUACGUAGGACUCGUUUCACACACAGUGUUCGUGGGAGAAACGAUAACGGGGAGGACGGCAGACGUCCUCAAGGCGGCUUGGCUGAGUUGCGAAGCUGCACUCAGAAAGCUAAAGGCCGGCGGCUCUAGUAGCGAAGUAGCCAAGGUGGUGGAAAGGGUAGCAGCACAGUUCAACUGCACGCCCAUGGUGGGCUUCUACAGCCACGAAAUGAAGAGACACAUAAUAGAGGGCACCAAGAACUUCUCGCUCAGCACGAAGCUGGAGGACAAAAUGGACCCGAUAACAUUCGGAGCCAAGGAGGCCUACUCAGUGAACGUGGUCCUCACGACGGGCGAACACAAGUCAAAGCAAACAGAACACAUAACCACAGUGUACAGAACGGAAGUACAGAACAGAUACACCCUUAAGACGUCCCUGGGAAGGUCAUUCAUGUCCCAGGUCAACUCAAAGUUCCCAGUCUUCCCCUUUCACCUGAAGUCAUUCGACGACGAGAGGGCGCUGAAGGUGGGACUGCAGGAGUCGCUCAGGCACAACCUGCUCAAGCCGUACUACGUGACCACGGGGAAGACAGGGGACGUGGUGGCGCACUUCAGGUUCACGGCGCUUCUGCUCCCGACGGGCACGAAGAAGAUAUCAGGCCUCGCCUUCGACCAGCUGGACAAGUGCAACUCGGAGUUAAAGGUGGAAGACCCGGAACUGCUGAGCAUACUAUCGGCACCUGUUAACCCGAAGAAGAAGAAGGCAACCAAGGAUGAGUAA
Messenger RNA from Theileria orientalis strain Shintoku, 1143 nucleotides. Its product is annotated as proliferation-associated protein 2g4. The transcript has 5 exons. Lineage: Eukaryota; Apicomplexa; Aconoidasida; Piroplasmida; Theileriidae. Bases 1 to 1143 code for a protein of 380 amino acids. The record is from RefSeq and is a predicted model, not a curated record.